AUGCGUCGUCCUCACCACACCGCGGCGUCUCUUUCGCCAGAGGACAAUGGAGCGAAGCUUGACAGUCUCCUGGACGGUGACUGGUCGCCCGUCCCCCUCUCCACUAUGCCUUCCAUCCAUUUCUCCGAAUAUUCUCAUCCCACUAACGGUGACUGGUCGAAUGGCGUUUCAAACGUCGGCGACAGUUGCAAUCCUCUCACCCCACAGGAAAUGGUUCAAAAUAGACUGUCUUGCCCGCGAGUUCGUGAUGCGGGUGGGGGAGAUGCGGCGAGUGUAAACAACGGCGGUAUACACACGAUGCCUCCGACGGACUCUUUCACGCCCACGGAAAGAGGACCGGCCUUCUCCGUCACGCGCCUUUCAGGACGGAGAUCCACUCGCAGUCGGAUGCGGGCUCCGCGAGUAAUACAGCCGGAAGUGCCGCUGCAGUCACAGAUUGUGAAGGAGCCACCGUCAACAAGGGUGAAGAACGGACUGGAGGAGUCUGGACCCGUAUCGAGGCUGUUGUUCAGUCCUGUGCUGGAGAAGGAAAGGAAUGUAAAGGCACCAUCGUCAGAACAGCCAACAGAAGAAGAUAUGAGGGAGUCUUGGGAGUCCCACUCUUUUCCUGUAUCAGACCUUUCCCAGCACCAGGAACCAUCGUCUCUCUCUUCCAUUGCUGGAAAAAACAGCAAUUCGGGGAAUGAUGUAAACAAGCAUCUUCCUUUCGUUGUGCAUCGGCGAUCGGGAAGAGGUUCUCUGCCGCGUCGGUCAGCAAGGCGCUCUGCGACGACCUUGUUUUCUGCCGUGGAACCUUUAGAAAUGAGCGACAAAACCAACUGCGUGAGCCUACCGCCGUUAGUGGAAACAUCACCCAGUAAAACACUGAAGGCCUCCGAGUGUUUCACAGCCACGAAGGGGGCUGAGGCACAAGCCAUCUUGCCAUCGGAGACCGACAGCGAUCUCCAAUUCUCUGUGUCCUUGUUAGGAAAGGCGAGUAGAGAUCAUUCAACGGCAAUUAGCCCUUUUGAUUUGUGUUGGGUGCAGCGGGCAGAAUCCAUGGAUACCGCUACCGCUGAAACAGGGAAAUCUCAGUUUAAUGGCUCACUUUUUUCUUUUGCAACCAGCAACGUCUUAGGUGAGGGGAGCCGACUCAACUCCGAGACGAUGGGAGGCGACGGGACAGAAAAACGGGAAUGUGGACCAUUACACACGGUCUCAACCAGUGACAACGAUACUCGUACGGAAUUGCCGAAGAAUUCUGAUUCUUUUGAACAGCUAAGCCAACUGGUGAAGCGUACAUCUGACCCAGAGGUGCUUCAUCUUAUUCGCGAGCACUUUUUGCGAAACAACAGUGACCCGCAGCGACAUGCCUUUGUUGUCCUCUGUGACAAACUUGCUAAAGAGAUGGAAGAAAACCCAGGAGAAAAAAAUGCUCGGCGAGCUGCAGUGAUGGAUGGGGAUGAAGAAGAAGACGAUAAGAGGAUGAGUUCUAUAGAGGACUUUGAUUGUCAUGAUACUGAGGAUGAUGAGUUUGACGACGACAACAUCAAGGAGUCUGUGUACCCCAAGAAAGAUCCACACAGGAAUUACACAUUUGCCAACCCUUCCGUUCAAGGGAAGAGCACUUCGGUGUUCAGCUCCGGCAUGUUGUACAAGAUUUUAAGAGAGAAUGGUGAAUUCUUCUUUUUCAAUGACACGUUGCAUUAUGUCAUGGUGGUGCGGGUGCAGUGCCGGCUGUGGGGAGAUGAGACGAUCGACGAGAAGGUCGUCCAGACACAGAUGGGGAAUGGCGAGACGGAGCUUACACUGGCAAUUCCACCGGAGGCAACUUGCUUUUUAAUGAAGACUGUAAGAGAUCUUCCGAGAGUUUGGGCGAAGGGCGUUGCACCGCCAAAAGACUUUGUUGCGCCUUCUGUGAAACGUAACAUGCAUGACGUUGAUAUGGGUAUCAACAAUGUUCGGUCAAAAUUAGGGCAGUGGAGCCGUGCCGGAGACCAGAAAUCCCUUUUAAAAUGCUGCCUUCAUAACGGUCUCAGGUUUACGGAUCUUGAGUUUCGUCCAUCUGCCAACUCCUUGUGUCGUCCAGAUGCUGACACGGCGACAUUCUCUUUUCUGACGUGGCGACGACCCGUGGACUAUUUGAUGCUCACAGAGGUGAGCCAAGCCCGCCUUUUUAGAAGAAAUAUCUCAUCUCAUUUGGUGCGUCAAGGCUCUUUAGGGGACCACACUGUUAUUGGGGGUAUUGCAGCCGUUGCCAUGUUUCCUUUUCAUGUCCGUUGGAUGUUUCGACACCCAGUAAGCUCAGCGAUUGGAAAACGCGAGCGUGAGGUCGGUGCAUACCGUGUCACUCUUUGUAUGGGAGGUUGGUGGACAACAUUGCUGUUGGAUGAUUACUUUCCAGCAUCGCUCAAGGCACCAUUGUUUGCGAGGUGUGCGGUUGACCCACGUCGUUUGUGGGUAUCUUUCUUGGAGAAGGCGUACGCCAAAGCUCUUGGGUCAUAUGCAGCAUUGUGCGCUGCCGACGCACUUGAGGUGUUGACGGACUUUACUGGCUUCCCGUGUCGUAAUUUAGAUGUUUUAUGGUCAGAAGCUGCAAACGACCCUGAAGCCGCAAAGGCUCUCUACAAAUAUAUUCAUAGUUGCGCCAGACGUCAGUUCCUUAUUAUGGUAUACACUCCUUCACCCUUGAAACCCAGCUCUGCACCUUUGAUGGAUAACUUAAUUUGCCCAUCUACGCGUUUUGUGGGUUCUGGUGAGGGGGUUUCUUUCUUUUUGCCUGGUCAUGUUUACUUUAUCACGGAGACUCUCUACUAUGAGGAUUUGGAUCUCCGCUUGGUGCGAUUGAAGAAUCCGUGGACGUGGAGUGCAGCUGGAAGGACACGCAGGCCGUUUGGGUGGAAACGUUCCAAGUGGUUUGAGCAACCAGAGAAUAGUACAACCAUGGGAGCCAGCAGCGUCAUUUUUCAGUCAAAGGGUGAGGAUGGCCGUGGGGGUGGUGAUGGGAACGCGCUGAAACAAAAGGAGUUGGGAACCAUGUGGUUGGAAUGGUCGGAGGCUUUCCGUUCAUUUGAGGGCGGUGGUGUCUGCUACACCCUUUGGAACUGGAAAGAGUACCGCAUCCGAGGCCGUUUCUGUCAAUGUAUUCCCACCGUUGUUCUUGAGGUCCGGGUUGAACAGAAGGCGGAGUGUAUUCUGACGAUUUCGCAGGAAAGUAGGCUGAGGCGUCUUGGAAGUGCGAGGAAAUUUCGAUAUGAUGCGAUGCUUCUUUUUGUCUCGCGUCACAUGGCCGCAUCGAAUAUGGAGUUUCUUGCGUGCACGAGCGCCGGUGACAUUGAGUCUCCGAGCGAGGGUUUUACGUACACCGCGGCACGAGACGUGUCUGUGCGGUGCAUCUUUGAACCCGAGCACAGCCCGUAUUACGUGAUCCCACGUGUGUACCAUUUCAGUGAUUGGGAAGAAAUACCGUUUGUUCUUUCCCUUCUAUGCGACACGGUGAUUGGGGGGGAUGAUGCCCAGGUGCACUUCCGCCACUUGGACCCAUCCUGUCGCGUCUUUCAAGACAUGUCAUCCUUCACGGUGGAUGCGGAGCUCUGCCGUCCCGUCACGGCAACCUAUCAGUGCCGAACUCCUGCUGGUGUUUCGGCCUACGAGGGUCAAUGCAUCAGACAGCAAACUUGGCGCAGUAUGAGACAGAUGCAUCUGGAUGAUGGCUAA
Messenger RNA from Trypanosoma cruzi, 3696 nucleotides. Its product is annotated as calpain-like cysteine peptidase, putative. Gene Ontology annotation, molecular function: calcium-dependent cysteine-type endopeptidase activity. Gene Ontology annotation, biological process: proteolysis. Lineage: Eukaryota; Euglenozoa; Kinetoplastea; Trypanosomatida; Trypanosomatidae. The record is from RefSeq and is a predicted model, not a curated record. Bases 1 to 3696 code for a protein of 1231 amino acids. The transcript has a single exon.